AUGCCCGCUCCGCCCCACGACCGCACGCCCCCGCGACCGGCCCCAUCGCGCCCCGGUGACCGGCGCAAGCCGCCACCCCCGCGCUUGAUGCCUGACGACUCCUUGUUUCGAGCCAGUCUGAACCGGCUCUGUGAUGCGUCCUCUACCGACGUCGACCGCCGAUUUGCAGCGCUUGCGCCCCUUCCCACCCCUGUCGAGCAGACGCAAUGCACGCAGAUGUGGAUCCCAGCUGGCCGCGUCGCUGCCGAGCACACCCUACGUGAGGUGCUCGCGUCGCUGGACUCGGAUAGCCAACCGCAGGUGUGGCGGGAUGCCAAGCCCCAUCUUCGGGAUUUCAACACCUCCCCGCGCAACGGCAUCUCCUUCGUCUGCACCUCCGACCAAGUACUUCAACGCCUUGGAGGGGUCGAGCUGACGAUCUGUGGCCAAUCUGUUGCGAUCCGACGCUACUCCAGCUACGACAAGCUGUACUACGUGGACUUGAGGCGUCUACCGGCUGAUACUACGGACCUCGCGAUCUACGACUGGUUCGUCGCCCGGGGUGCUCGUCCUAUCCUGAUUACGCCGUCUCUUGGCGUUGGCCAGCUGAUUUCCCGCGCACGCACGGUGUAUUUCAACGCUGUCCAAUGCCCGGACGCGCUCUUUGAGCCCAACGGUGAACCGCUCCGGGAGAUCUACUUCACGGAUGGGGAGAAACCCUGCUUUGUACAGCACCGGCUCUUCCGCCUCAACCGUGUGAAACCCCCAUCGCUUCGCCAAUCACCUCGCAAGGCUUCGGCAGUGUCUGAUGCCAGUAUGCGCGGUUCUGACGAGGCGGCUGCGCCACCGCUUGAUUCCUCGCGUGUCUCGCCACCACUGGAUCCCUCCGGUGCGUCGUCGUCGCAGACCUACCCGACUGUCUCUUCGUCGUCACUGGAUUCUUCAGCUGUCUCAUCAGCGCUGGAUUCUUCGGAUGUCCCGUCUCGUACGUCAUCCGGCCGCCCCCGCUCUCAGGCCGCGGAGUCGCAAAUCCACCGAGUGAUCCUAGGAUCGGUCAACGCCCGGUCGGACCCCGAGUGGAAGCUGGUUCAACAUUCGCAAUACGGUAUCGUGAAUCGUGGCGGUGGGAAGUUCAUCGAGCCACCCGGCGCCAUGCCGUGUGAGCUCUCUGAAGACUCCUCGGACCCCCAUGCGCUGGUCUAUUCGAUCCCCGUUACGCCCAACACGUACCGAGUCCUGGCCGAUGAAGGCUUUGACGAGUCGCUUCCGCCAGAUGCAGACUUGGAAGCCGAACUUGUUGAAGAUGACGGGAUGACGACGCCUGUUUCUGGUUUUACCGCCGACUCUGCCCUCCUUCCGGAUGAGGAAUUCACUCGCACCCUCAAGAGUGUCCGCCAGAUGGAUCUGAAGGUGGAACGGGUAUCUGCGGAGGAACUUCAACUAGCGAUCGACGAAUUUCUUGAACGCGACGUGCUUACGUACCAGACGCACGAAGAUGUGCUCGCCGCUAUCCAAGCGCAACCCGCGUACUUCCGCCGGAUCUUCUGCCUCCCGGCCGACCACCAACACCAGCUGGUCAAGGCGCACGCGGUCUACCGCACCAUCUGUGCAGAGCCGACCCAGGAAGAUGAGUCCGGUGCGUACCUGGAUCGCCUCCGUGGUCGCUACGAUUCUGUCGACUCUGUUGAUGCCGCCGCUUUCUUCGAGCGAAUGUUCCCGGGGCAACCGCACCAGGAUGCGGCGUUUCACAGCGCCCUAUGCGACUUGUUCCUGAUGGUCUUUGCGCCCGGUAUCUACAUCGACCCCAUCAAGGUUCAAGCAGUGCUCCCAGACCGUUCCGCUCCAAAACGGCUCCGGCAUGCACCAUUCCUGCUCUGGAGUGACCUUACCCUGAUGUACGUCGCGCGCAGUGAUGUCUGUACACUGUUCAUGGACGACCGACGCACUCCGACGAUGGUGGCGGCGGCGUUGCAGCAUCUAAAGUCGGUUGACAUUCCUUCGGCGGCUGAGGCCGGACCUUCUCGUUUGGUCCACCCUCGCCUCUAA
Messenger RNA from Phytophthora sojae, 2025 nucleotides. RefSeq lists its product as hypothetical. NCBI's taxonomy places the organism in Eukaryota, Oomycota, Peronosporomycetes, Peronosporales, Peronosporaceae. Bases 1 to 2025 code for a protein of 674 amino acids. The transcript has a single exon. The record is from RefSeq and is a predicted model, not a curated record.